GCCCAGGGUGGCGCCGGCGUAGACUCUUUUCUCUGUACGCGGAGAGCCGCUCGGCCGCGCGCACGCCGGGUAUCUAGGCCGAGCCGGGAACGCCGAGAGCAUGGCCGGCGCGGGCGCGAAGCGGCGCGCGGUGGCGGCCCCGGCGGCGGCGGAGGAGGAGAGGCAGGCGCGGGAGAAGAUGCUGGAGGCGAAGCGCCUGGACGCGGACUCUGGGGGCGAAGGCGUGACCCUGCAGCGCAACAUCACACUGCUCAACGGUGUGGCCAUCAUCGUGGGCACCAUCAUCGGCUCGGGCAUCUUCGUUACGCCCACCGGCGUGCUCAAGGAGGCGGGCUCGCCCGGGUUGGCGCUCGUGGUGUGGGCUGUGUGCGGUGUCUUCUCCAUCGUGGGCGCACUCUGCUACGCCGAGCUGGGCACCACCAUCUCCAAGUCGGGCGGCGACUACGCCUACAUGCUGGAGGUCUACGGCUCGCUGCCCGCCUUCCUCAAGCUCUGGAUCGAGCUGCUCAUCAUUCGGCCCUCCUCGCAGUACAUCGUGGCGCUGGUCUUCGCCACGUACCUGCUCAAGCCUGUCUUCCCCACCUGUCCAGUGCCUGAUGAGGCAGCCAAGCUCGUGGCCUGCCUCUGCGUGCUGCUGCUCACAGCUGUGAACUGCUACAGCGUGAAGGCUGCUACCCGAGUACAGGACGCCUUUGCUGCUGCCAAGCUGCUGGCCCUGGCCCUCAUCAUCCUGCUAGGCUUCAUCCAGAUGGGAAAGGGUGAUAUUUCCAACCUACACCCUAAAUUAUCCUUUGAAGGUACCAAUUUGGAUGUGGGGAACAUCGUAUUGGCAUUGUACAGUGGCCUGUUUGCCUAUGGAGGAUGGAACUAUCUGAAUUUUGUCACAGAGGAGAUGAUCAACCCCUACAGAAACCUGCCCCUGGCCAUCAUCAUUUCCCUCCCCAUUGUCACAUUGGUAUAUGUGCUGACGAACCUGGCCUACUUCACUACCCUAUCUACCAACCAGAUGCUGAUGUCUGAAGCUGUGGCUGUGGAUUUUGGGAACUAUCACCUAGGAGUCAUGUCCUGGAUCAUUCCUGUCUUCGUGGGCUUGUCCUGCUUUGGCUCUGUCAAUGGGUCUUUGUUCACAUCCUCACGGUUGUUCUUCGUGGGGUCCAGGGAGGGCCACCUGCCUUCUGUCCUCUCCAUGAUCCACCCUCAGCACCUGACACCCGUGCCAUCGCUGGUGUUCACGUGUGUCAUGACCCUGAUGUACGCCUUCUCCAAUGACAUCUUCUCCAUCAUCAACUUCUUCAGCUUCUUCAACUGGCUGUGUGUGGCCCUGGCUAUCAUCGGCAUGAUGUGGCUCCGCUUCAAGAAGCCUGAGCUGGAGCGUCCCAUCAAGGUGAACCUGGCCCUCCCGGUGUUCUUCAUCCUGGCCUGCCUCUUCCUCAUUGCCGUGUCCUUCUGGAAGACACCCAAGGAGUGUGGCAUUGGCUUUGCCAUCAUCCUCAGUGGGCUGCCGGUCUACUUCUUCGGCGUCUGGUGGCAGAACAAGCCCAAGUGGCUCCUGCAGACCAUCUUCUCUGUGACGGUGCUCUGCCAGAAGCUCAUGCAGGUGGUUCCUCAGGAGACUUAGCUUCGAGACCUGGUGACAGGGAGAGUGUGCACUGUGACUGCUUCCAGACAGCUCACCUCGGAAAAGCAGCGUCCAGGCCUGCCAUUCUCCACAGCUCCAGUGAGCACCACCAACUGUCCUGCGUCAUCCACUGUCCCUCCAAUUGUCGGGUGUUCACAGUGGCUGUGGAAGAAUACUCUGGUACGAAUUUGGUCCCAGAAGGCGACCAUCCACACAUGGCACUCGGUGUUAGCGCAUGCUGUGAGCUGAGGCCUGGUCUUUCUGACUUUCUGGGGACUGCCACAUCUGGCCUUUCCCCCCCUCUCUGGAUUUUGUUUUGUUUUGUUGUUGUAGCUUGCAUUUGAGUCAAGUUUACACUACCGAGAUGAUUAUUUUCUAACAAGACAGGGUAGCAAGGCGCAGGAGACACGUAGCCAGAGCAGUCCAGCUGUGAAUGUGAAAGCUGCUGGCCACAGCUCUUCUCAAGGGGACCGCAUCACUGUUACCAGGUCGAAAGAACUACUGAGGCUCGGAUGUCACCUGUUCUACUGUGGACUUGGACUGACAGAUGGAUGAUGACACACAUUCUAGCUUGGGCUGUUUUGUUUUUCUGGGGUCCUAGAGAUGGAACCCCAGCCUCCUUCAUGUGAGGCGAGUGCUCUCCUGCUGCGUUACUUUUUUAACAUUAUAAAUGUAGAGCUCAGGUCUCAUUGAAGUCCUGGUGACUCCUCUUCCCUUGACCAUACAUGAAAGAGAGCUCUGCAGCCAUAACCCUAACAGCAGCUGGCUGCCGUAGCCAGAAGCCCAUGGGAAGAGCUGGCUGCCAGCUGUCAACUACGGGGCCAUGUGCUCUUGUGCACCCAGGCAGGCUCUGCCUCAUUCGAGGGGCUGUGCUGUGCUUCUUGCAGACGCAGUCUACCCCCUACCCCAGCUCUCUUAGAAAGGGACCAGGAAGGUGGACACGGUGACCAGCACUAUGGGUCUCCCACCCACACACCUCUGUUCACCUCCAUAGUUCCUGAGACUGUCAGCAGCUCUCUGCCAAGUCACCACCAUCCCCUCCUUGUCCCCCGAUAGCCAUUGUCCAGAAUAUGCACCAAGCACCCUCCCUGCUCCCUGCCACCUGUGUGGCAAGAUCACUCCAGCUUCCUGAGUGUGGAAGCUGCCGGCUACCUGCGGCCAUCCCUCCUCCUAUGUGGGACCACCCUACAGGUUGCCCGUUCUGUUCUGGGGGAGAAAGCUAAGGUCCAGCCAGCACAUUUAACCAAGCAGCUGAUCUACUUGGAGGGACAUGAGGAUCUAAGAAUCCCUUCCCAGUCCCAGCCAUUGCUCAGAUCGUGGCCUGCUUGAAGGAAGGCAGUGACUAGAGAGAUUAUAUUCUAUGCAGCUCUUGCAUGGUGAUAACCUUACUACUGGCCUCCCUGACUUCCCUCUAUGUUUCUGGGGUUCCCUUUCAUUGGAUGAGGAGGGAGAGGUCAGAGUGCCUCCUAAAGGAUCUCCCAGAGAUCUGAACUGGGGUCUCUGCCUUAGAAAUCAGGGCAGGGACCCAGUCCCAGCCUGGGUCUAAAGGGCAGGGACUCUUGGGCCAUGUUCAUGGUGCUGACCUACGCCCUCUGAGACGGCCCUGCUCAUUCCUCUCUCUGAUGCCCUGGGGUCUCCCACCUGCAGGGUUUUGGGGUUUUUUUUUUUUUUUUUUUUUUUUGUUUUUUUACCUUAAAGCAGGGGCUGAAGGGAUGGCUCAGUGUUCAGUACUUUGUCCUGACAUGUCACUGACCCAGAGAACACCUGUACCUGGCUUAUGUCAGCGGUCAGUGCCUGAGUGGUGUGUAAAGGUGGUGUUCCUGCCACAUUGGGUCCAUCUGCUGUCCACCUGAGUUAGUGGUGUGGUUGUAACAUCUUUUACUCUUGUAUUAAUGGCUAAUCUGUUACACUGGGCUGGAGCGGGGGGGUGGGGUUUUGCUGUUUUAUGGGACUUUUUCGGUUUUUGUUUUUUUUUUAAAAAAAAUGCUAUUGGAAUUCUAAA
Molecule: messenger RNA, 3620 nt
Organism: Peromyscus maniculatus bairdii (prairie deer mouse)
Lineage: Eukaryota; Metazoa; Chordata; Mammalia; Rodentia; Cricetidae
Source: RefSeq, a predicted model, not a curated record